GCGGCUGUCUCGCUAACCGAUUGGGUAAUCUGUCUGCCAAUCAGGGGAAAACGGGUCUCGCCCCUGUUCCUUGGCGUGACCAGACUCUGUUGAGCAGUGCGGUUGCAGUGUGAUGGGGUCGAAGCCGGGGCUGACGCUUUGACAGCUAGUAGAAGAUAUAGAGGAAAAAAAGAGCGAGCGGCUCUGCACUGCAAACCAUGUUCGCUAAAGGCAAAGGCUCGUCGGUGCCCUCGGACGGGCAAGCUCGGGAAAAGUUAGCUUUAUAUGUAUAUGAAUAUUUACUACACGUAGGCGCACAGAAAUCAGCACAGACAUUUUUAUCAGAGAUAAGAUGGGAGAAAAAUAUCACGCUAGGGGAGCCGCCUGGGUUUUUACAUUCUUGGUGGUGUGUAUUUUGGGACCUAUAUUGUGCUGCUCCUGAAAGAAGAGAUACCUGCGAACACUCAAGUGAAGCAAAAGCCUUUCACGAUUACAGUGCUGCUGCAGCCCCAAGCCCAGUGCUCGGAAACAUUCCUUCCAGCGAUGGGAUGCCAGGGGGGCCGAUCCCUCCAGGGUUCUUCCAGGGACCUCCUGGCUCUCAGCCCUCGCCACAUGCACAACCUCCACCUCACAACCCUAACAUGAUGGGACCCCACAGCCAGCCUUUUAUGUCCCCACGGUAUGCUGGGGGCCCACGACCCCCCAUCAGAAUGGGAAACCAGCCCCCAGGAGGCAUCCCAGGUGCUCAGCCACUGCUGCCCAACACAAUGGACCCCACACGGCAACAAGGGCAUCCUAACAUGGGAGGACCAAUGCAGAGAAUGAAUCCACCAAGAGGAAUGGGCCCGAUGGGACCUGGACCCCAGUCUGAUCCUUGGUUAUCAUUGCAGAACUAUGGCGGCGGAAUGAGACCUCCACCCAAUUCAAUAGGCCCUGGCAUGCCUGGAAUUAACAUGGGUCCAGGGUCCGGCAGACCAUGGCCCAAUCCUAACAAUGCGAAUUCAAUCCCAUAUUCUUCAUCAUCGCCGGGCACGUAUGUGGGUCCCCCUGGUGGAGGAGGUCCGCCUGGCACACCUAUAAUGCCAAGCCCAGCAGAUUCAACAAAUUCCAGUGACAACAUCUACACAAUGAUUAAUGCUGUGCCACCAGGAGGAAACCGAACAAAUUUCCCGAUGGGCCCCGGCUCUGAUGGCCCCAUGGGGGGGAUGAGCGGAAUGGAGCCACACCACAUGAACGGAUCAUUAGGGUCAGGAGAUAUAGAUGGGCUCCCUAAGAAUUCUCCAAACAACAUAAGUGGCAUUAGCAAUCCUCCAGGCACUCCAAGGGAUGAUGGCGAGCUAGGAGGCAACUUUCUCCACUCCUUCCAAAACGACAAUUAUUCUCCCAGCAUGACGAUGAGCGUGUGAUUUCCCCCCCAUCCCCUCUCCCCCUCCCCAGGACAAGAAUGAGUCAGCCGUCAUCUGGAAGAUAAAAGAGAGUUCGCAAGAAGCAGCUAAACAUUUUGGCAAGGAACCGGGGAAGCACCCCGAAUUUAGUUUCAUGCAAUAAACGAAACAAAAGCUGAACUUCUUGCAUUCCAUAAAAAAUGAAGGACAAUUUUUUUCGAGACAUAUGACAAAACUUAUUUGCUAGGGUUAUAUACGUUUUAUUAUUAUUAUUAUUAUUAUUAUUAUUAUUAUUUUGCUUUUCAAGAGAAAUACAGAAAGCCUCUUGCACCUGACUCGACCUCCUUUGCUUUGUCCUUAAACCUGUUAUAUGUCUGUGCUGUGCCGUGCAAGGAAGCUAGCCUAGGUAUGAGAAAUCACCUUGUCAGUGUUGUAGCUACUUUUUAAAAAUGGACAGCUUUACACAUGCACUGUGGUUUCCUUUUGAAAACAGAAAGAAAAACCAGACUGUUGGCAAUUCUGAAUUGUGUCUUUAUUUUGGUAAACUGGCUCCUUCAUCAAGCUACAAGGUGUCCUCUUGGAAGAAGCAUCGCAACCCUGCCGGCUAUGGCAUUCUUUCCAAUGAACUGUGAGACAGAAAUUCAAGAUGCCUUGAAAUGGAUGGUGAAUCUUAUUGUUUUUGUUUUUAAGCUUGUCAAAUACCUGUGAUUAGCCAUUGGACAUUUACGUGGGACGAAUACAUUUGAAAGCUUUUUAUUUGGCUUUUUAUUUAUCUUUUAAACAAGUGUUUUUUUUUGGUUUUUUUUAAAUUGGUGAUUUGAGACCAUUUAAAAUGUAUCCCGUCUUAGCAUUUGUGUAUCAUUUUAUUAUUUCUCUCUUUCAUACAGAGAUAUCCCUGUAAUGCAUUUGUGUCCUUUUUCAUUUCUGAUUUUGUUUAUAACUGCCGUUCUGUAGAUGCACUGUUAAGACCGUUAAUUGACUUCCACAGAACAGUAAUACAAACCGGUUGUAAAUUUGACACUGUGUGAAAGAUGCAAAUCUAUGUACAGUACAGUACACUACCUGUAGAUGGGCUUUUUCUUUCUCGUUUUGUUUUUAUAUAUAAAAGUCCACUUCUAUAAAAAGUGUAUCCUGUUGUGUAUAAUCUAUUAUCUGCCUGGACAUACCAUUGUGCUGAUUCUUGAACAUUGUAGCUGUUUCUGUGUUUCUUACCUUGUUGUCUGGUUAAAUGAGUGAGUGAGAGAGAGAGAAAGUAAUUAUACAUUGUAGUUUUGUUUAAUAUUUGUUGCUAAUGUUUUAUCAAGGGAUUAUUUUGUCAUUCUCCACCGCCCCCCCACACCCCAAAGAAAUUACUGUCCAUAUGUCUGACUGCAAAUUAUGAGACUUGUUCAUACUAUUAAUUGGGGGAUGAUUUGAAAUGUAUUAUUAUUUUUAUUGUUUUAGGUUUGUAGGCUUUUACUGGACAUUUUAAACAUGCUGAGGGUAUUUUAGUAUGGGAUUCUCAUGGUUUUGGACGGAUUUGAAAAUGCAAAAUGAGAUUUAUUGAAUUGCUGUGUACCCUUGGUCUCCAAGAUGGGUUGCUUUUUUUAAUUAUAUUUUUUAUGGGUUAUGGUUUGUUUUUACUGAAAAAGUCACCUGGUAAUGUAAUUUUACAAAAGCUAAAUUAUUUGUCUUCAAUGGAAUGGGAUGGAAUGAAAACUUUUUUUUUUUUUGUUCCCUCCCCCACACUGUAAUAAAUAUAAAGAUGAAAAACUCUUA
Molecule: messenger RNA, 3122 nt
Organism: Acipenser ruthenus (sterlet)
Lineage: Eukaryota; Metazoa; Chordata; Actinopteri; Acipenseriformes; Acipenseridae
Product: single-stranded DNA-binding protein 3
Exons: 18
Coding region: 198-1385 (395 amino acids)
Biological process (GO): positive regulation of transcription by RNA polymerase II
Cellular component (GO): nucleus
Molecular function (GO): single-stranded DNA binding; protein binding
Source: RefSeq, a predicted model, not a curated record